This is a messenger RNA of Dentiscutata heterogama, 589 nucleotides long. Lineage: Eukaryota; Fungi; Glomeromycota; Glomeromycetes; Diversisporales; Gigasporaceae. The record is from the annotation of a GenBank genome assembly.
AAUGUGAACAAGUCGGAGGAAGGAGAAUACGUUUAUCUGCGUUUAAAUUUCAUGACACCCGGUCAGGCGACAGGAAAAAAGGAAGAUAAUCCUUUCGAUGAUCCGAAUGCAAACUUUAUUAGGGCUUUCACCUAUCGAAGUACAGAUCCAUUACUAUCUGAGAUUUAUAAAAAAAUUAUUGAACUCAAAAAAGCAGCUGCCAAAAGGGAGACCGAAAGGAAGGAGAGGGAAGAUUUGAUAGCUCAAGAUAAGCUGGUUGAGAUGAGAGCAGGUCGGAGGCCUACACAGCGUUUAUCGGACGUGUUUGUACGACCCGGUCUAGAAGGCAAGCGUGUUCCUGGUGAACUCGAGAUUCACGAAAACGGAUUAAGGUAUCAUUCACACCGUACCACCCAAAAAUUAGAUAUUUUGUUUAGCAAUAUUAAACACUUGUUCUUCCAACCAUGUGACAAUGAGCUUAUUGUACUAUUGCAUAUACACCUUAAUAAUCCUAUCAUUCAUGGCAAGAAAAAGACCAAGGACAUACAGUUUUACCGUGAAGCGUCAGAUGUUCAAUUUGAUGAAACAGGCAAUCGAAAGCGGAAAUAUC